CAGGGGGGAGGGGGGCGAGCUCCGGUGACGCGACGCUCACGUGACCAACCCGGCGCAGAUCUGGGCACCAGUCCGGGAGCCCGCCCUCUUCCUUGCGGUCGGAUCCGGAGCGGUUUGCUAGCUCUUAAUUGUUGCUCCAGGUUCUUUCAGGUCUGCGUGUCUGUUCUCAGCACUCUGCAGGGCUAGAAAAGGACGAAUCUGCUCAGAAUUCCUGCAGGACAGGAAAAGGAGGGGAAAUCUCAACAUGGAAAAACUCUGCAAUGAAAAUGAAGGAAUGACUGAGAACCAAGGAAAGAUGGAAUACAAAGAACAGCCACAGGAUGUGGAAGAACCCGAAGUAGAUUGUACUCUGGAAAACCAGGAAAAGUUAGAAAAUGAGAGAAAGACAGAAGAUGAGGAAAUACUAAAGGAUAAAGAAAAGUCAGAAAGUAUGACAAAGCCAAAGGAUGGAAAGCCAGCGGAGAACGAGGGAAAGCCAGCGGAGAGCGAGGGAAAGCCAGCGGAGAGCGAGGGGAAGCCAGCGGAGAGCGAGGGGAAGCCAGCGGAGAGCGAGGGGAAGCCAGCGGAGAGCGAGGGGAAGCCAGCGGAGAGCGAGGGAAAGCCAGUGGAGAGCGAGGGAAAGCCAAAAGAAGAAGGAAAACCGGUGAGUGAGGGAAAGCCAAAAGAAGAAGGAAAACCAGUGAGUGAGAGAAAGCCAAAAGAAGAAGGAAAACCAGUGAGUGAGGGAAAGCCAAAAGAAGAAGGAAAACCAGUGAGUGAGGGAAAGCCAAAAGAAGGAAAGCUAGUGAGUGAGGGAAAGCCAAAAGAAGAAAACUUAGAGAGUGAGGGAAAGCCAGUGAAUGAGGAAAAGCCAAAAGAAGAAAAGCCAGCCAUCGAACCAAGGGCUGCAGGAAAGCGCCCAGCUGGGGAUGAUGUACCCAGGAAGGCCAAAAGAAAAACCAACAAGGGGCUGGCUCAGUGCCUCAAGGAAUAUAAGGAGGCCAUACACGAUAUGCAUUUGAGCAAUGAAGAGAUGAUAAGAGAAUUUGAUGAGAUGGCCAGGGUAGAGGAUGAGGUGAAGAAAACCAGACAGAAAUUGGGGGGGUUUAUGUGGAUGCAAAAAAGUUUACAGGACCCCUUCCACCCGAGGGGCCCAAGGGAACUGAGGGGUGGGUGCAGGGCCCCACAGAGGGGCUUUGAAGACAUUCCUUUUGUGUAGUGCCCUUGGCAGGCAUUUGCCCUGUGCUUUAACCUUAUGCUAAUACUUGCUUUAGCUAUCACUCUGUUAUCCAACUGCAACCCUUGAUGUUUCAGUAGAUUUUUGUCCAUUGCAUGGAAAAAUGUUUAUGGCAUAUUGUAAAAUUAAAAAGAAGAGUUUGAUGAACCAUA
Messenger RNA from Canis lupus familiaris (dog), 1368 nucleotides. It is a transcript of the gene TCEAL4, whose product is annotated as transcription elongation factor A (SII)-like 4. The coding region runs from base 245 to 1198 and encodes 317 amino acids. NCBI's taxonomy places the organism in Eukaryota, Metazoa, Chordata, Mammalia, Carnivora, Canidae. The transcript has 3 exons. The record is from RefSeq and is a predicted model, not a curated record.